CGGGGUGAGAAGGCCGGGUAUGCGGGUAUGAUGGGGGUAUGGAAAAGGCCCCGGGUGUGACUCCGCAGGUUUUGGAGGGGACCCCCAACAAGAAGAGCGCCGCUCGUGUUUGCCAGACAGUAACACAUUCUCCGCCGUAAUCAGCAGACAGAACCUUCCGUGUAUUUCCUCAAACAGGAAGGUAUUGAAUCUCCCUUGUGUGCGUGAACCAAGUGUUGUGUGAAGAAGACUCUUUUUGAAAACCUCCUCUCUUUUAACUCGGCCUUCCUGCCUCCUCGAGGGCGAGACAAUUCGCGCCUUUCUAAAGGAGGCCGGCUCAAAGCAGCCCUUGAGGAAGAAGCCAGAAUUUGGGGAAAAGAACGGAAUAGGACAGCAGAGAGGAGGAAAUUCGGAAGAAAAAACAAAACGGGAAAAAAAAGGACGCCAAACGAACGAACGGCAUUUUUCCGGGUAUUUGCUGUGGCAACCCAAUCAUGGCUUCUGAGAGCUCGACACCUUCUUCGACUUCCUCCUCGACGAAGAACAGCAGCACCAGCAGCAGCAGCAAUAACAGCAUUAACAGCAAUAAUAACAGCAUCAACAGCAAGAAGGAUGGCAACCUUGAAGACGCUGUCUCUAAACUGCUCGAAGGAUACGACUGGACUAUGCUACCCAUGACCCAGAAGUCCUCGCUGAAGCACCGUGCCCACAUCAAGCGACCCAUGAAUGCCUUCAUGGUGUGGGCACAAGCUGCCCGAAGACGCCUCGCUGACCAGUACCCUCAGCUCCACAAUGCGGAGCUUUCUAAGACGCUGGGGAAGGUUUGGAGGGUCCUCAGUGACGAAGAGAAGCUGCCAUUUAUCGAGGAGGCUGAAAGGUUAAGGUCACAGCACAAGAAAGACCAUCCCGACUACAAGUACCAGCCCCGUCGAAGGAAACCACCAAAAACGCUUAGUACUCUGAUGGAAACGGACCCCGCUGCUUCUAUGUCUUACAGAGUUCAAGGUGGCUUAAUGGGAGGUGCUGGUACGUACUGCCCUAGCAUGGGUAUGGGCCUUCCUUCUCCUCAUACUGCGCCCCCAACGCCCCCCAAGACCCCCCAACACCAGCAUAAUCCCAGGGCCACCUCAUCCUCUGGCGCGACAAGUAGUCUGAGUGAAUCUGGCGGAAGGAGUGACUGCAGUUUUGGUAAAUCUUCUGUCUACAGCCGUGACCCUCACUCAGUUCACGCCCACCCGCAUUUCCCAGGACUGGACGCAUCCAAGGCUCAACUCUUCAGCCAAGGCACCAACAGCGGGAGUCACAACAGCGCAGUAGGCAACAGCAGCAGCAACCAGUACGCAGACCCUACCAGUCCAGGAACCAAGAUGGAGGCUGCCAUGGCCCUUCAGGCAGCAAGGAAUAACUUCUCUGCCUCCUCCUCCUCCGUCGCUUUCCCCUCCUCGAAUUCAUCCCCUGGUUCAAGUGGUACUUCUGCGUCGUCAGCAGCCUUCUUCAGGGAUGAUACGACAGCCAACAUGGCAGCGAAUCUAAUGCGACCUGCUUUUGGCCAAGAGCUCUUCCAGGGACACAUGUUUGCAGGGUCAGCGCAUGCGCAAGGAGCAAUGAAUCUUCAGGGUGCACAAUCCUUUUACCACUAUGGUGCGCAGGGCCUCCAUCCUUAUUACAUGACACCGAGAUAACCAAGCUGUCACUCUUUUGUUUGCUAGAAUAGAUAGGUAUUAGGCCAUCCUAAGGUAUACUCUUAACAAAUGUAACAUUAACGCUGUAACUACCAUGGAUCUUCAAAGGAGCAACCAAGACGCCAAGGACCGGGGUUUCAUAACAUGAAUUCACCCUGUCCUCUGAUAAGGGUUUCCAUUUAGAAAUGUACUACACAGACUCAAGCAGAAGCCGAAAAGGAUAAUGAGGCCCACUGAACGUGCGUUUUAAGUAGGUUGUUAUCUAUUUUUGGCCCUCCAUAGCCUUGCUCGAGACAGCGUUAAUAAAACUGAACGUUAACGCACAUAUCUUCCGCUUUUUUUAAGCCUGAUGUGAAUAUCAGUAGUGAAAGGCGUAGAUGAAUGCAGAAGACCAUCAUCAGUUAACUCCUUGUUGAUCUGUUACCAGGUAAACAACGCUUCGUUUAAACCAAAGUCAUUCGGAAGAGGACUCAAGAAAAGGUAUCUCUGUAACUGGAAAAGCUCUCUCGACUUUUACAACUCUCAGAAUCAUUAACCAUAAUCGUGCCAUGUUUAAUAAAUCUU
This is a messenger RNA of Macrobrachium nipponense, 2225 nucleotides long. RefSeq names its product transcription factor Sox-8-like. The transcript is spliced from 9 exons. Bases 474 to 1661 code for a protein of 395 amino acids. NCBI's taxonomy places the organism in Eukaryota, Metazoa, Arthropoda, Malacostraca, Decapoda, Palaemonidae. Gene Ontology annotation, molecular function: RNA polymerase II cis-regulatory region sequence-specific DNA binding; DNA-binding transcription factor activity, RNA polymerase II-specific. Gene Ontology annotation, biological process: regulation of transcription by RNA polymerase II. Gene Ontology annotation, cellular component: nucleus. The record is from RefSeq and is a predicted model, not a curated record.